Messenger RNA from Pyricularia grisea, 2345 nucleotides. RefSeq lists its product as uncharacterized. The record is from RefSeq and is a predicted model, not a curated record. The transcript is spliced from 3 exons. Lineage: Eukaryota; Fungi; Ascomycota; Sordariomycetes; Magnaporthales; Pyriculariaceae. Bases 1 to 1998 code for a protein of 665 amino acids.
AUGACCCCACUAUUAACGCGCCUCAAACUUUCGUGGACCCGCGUCAUUGAGCGCCCCUGCCACAUUCACCGACCAACAAGAUCCGAUUCAUCAGCUUCAACAUCUCCAAGAGCACGCGCUCCAAUACAUUCAUGCCCCAAGCGCCUGGAGGAAAUGUCUAGCGGAGACGACUCUCCGUCGGCCGCCUCGUUCUGCACCGCAAGCGAGGUACCCGACCGCGAACAUAACGCGGACACGACCGCGCAGACCAGCCCGUCGCAAUGCGACGACGCGCCCGCAAAGAGGAAAGGGCAUGCUGGCGCUGACCAUGGAGUAGCCCAUGCGCCGCCGGUCAUGAGUGUGAACGACGGUUAUCGCGAGGCAAAGCUUCUCCCGCGCGAGCUGCGCGACCAGUGCAAGAUCUACCUUGAAGAGAGAAUGUAUAUCCCCGCAAUGCAGAUGCUAUGCAGCACGCUCUCCGCCGGCGGCCACCGCACCAACCCCAACCCGGCCUUUAUCCCGCCGCACCCACACCUGGCAUUCCUCGCCAGCCUCGCAAUCCACCCAAAGUUCACAAACCGACCUACGACGUCUGACGGACAGUCCAUUGGCUCGCGGGCCAUGCAGUACCUGCAGGCCCUGCAGAGGACCGUAGGGCCCGUCAACGCGAACUUGGCUGCGGCGUUCGACUUUGAGCCCUGGCGCAAGCGCGCGCGUCGCGGCGCCGCGGCGUCGGCCGAAUUGGAUCUGAGCGAGGACGAGGACCUGCUCAGGGGACAGUUCGUAGAAGGCUACGUCGUAUUUGCCAAGGCAGAGAGCUUUUGGAAGCUGGUCGGCUGGGCGUUCAACUGCAGCGCCCUGCAUGCGGAGCGCUGGAGGUAUUGGAGGGUGUGGUUGGAGUUUCUGGUGGAUGUGCUGGAGAGGGACUACCAAGAGAGGGAGAGACUGGACGAUGAGGCGGGCGGCGAUGACUGCGGUGAGACGAGCGAUUCGGAAGAUAUCAGGGGCACCCGAUGGCGUGAGGGCUCAUUGCUGUUUCGGUACGUGUGCAGCACCGACCGGAGAUCAUCCGAGCUCAACAGGUCCACGAUAAAAGGAAUGUUGAGAGCCAUCUUUGCGGACGGGACAGAGUCGUCUGUCAGGGAGUUUCCGGAGCUGUUUACGGAUGAGGCAAAACCCAAGCCGACGGCAGGGGCCAAGAGGAAGAGGGGUCUGAGUACGACUUUGGAUCUUGAGAGGGAGCAGUAUGGCGACUAUCUCGAUGAGGAUGGAUACAGCUCGUCAGGGUCACAACCUGUGUCUCCUAGCGGAAGACAGGCGAAAAGAAUGCGUGGUGGGAAAGCAAAGUCUGCGGGUCCGGUAGAAGAUCCACCUCCAAGUGAGUGUCUACUGGAGUCUGUGGGCUUGCGCCUGCGUCUUUUUGAACUGCUCGGCAUAGCGAUUAGAGAUCACUCGGGCCGGGCAGAUGGUCUCGAGGACCUGUACAGCGACUUUUGCUUCACCCUACGAUCGCUCCACCUAGACACGUUUUCCGCCUUUAUCGCGCCAUACGGCACAGGCCUCCCGCUCGACUCGCUCGUCACGGUAAUCCGCGAGACUAUGGAGCACUUUCAACCAAAGACCGCCCCGAAGCCGUCCAAGGUCGACAAGGCGGCGGCCGAGGGCGGGUUCGUCACCAUGGCCCUGAUGGAAAAGUGCUACCUCCCCACCGUGGCGUCGGGCGGCGUCGACAACAACGCCCGCUACUCACUCCUCGUCGAGGCCCUGCUGCGCAUCAUGUGGCAGGCCGGCCAGGUGUCCUACACGCCGGAGCUCGACGAGGCGAUCCGGGCGGGCGUGGCGGCGCGGAAUGACUGCAAGGGGGGCAGGGGUGGCCGCGCCAAGGAGUCGACGAAGGACGAUGCUGCUCGUCGCAUCCUGGCCGAGUCGGGAGAUCGGCUCGAGCUGCUCUUGGAUAUCAUCCACGACGAGGAGGAGCGGAUGGAUUGCGACGGAGACCAGCAAGGUACAUUGCAUUAGCACGUUGCGAACCUCUGUUUUUGCUUUUGAACUUUUUGUGUCCUUCUGCGUGGUGUUGCUUUUUGCUUCUGAACCUCUCGGCCACUUCCCUUGCGCCCCCCAUGCAAGCGUUUGAUAAAACGUUGCAACGAAGGCUAACCGAGAACAGAGGUCCAAAGUCUUUUCAGAUUUUAGGGUCCCGGGCGAGUCAAGGAGCUCCUAAAGUGGCGGAUCACGAUCAGCGCGUCUCGGUUUGCGAGACGUCUAGAUGGACAAUAUUGAUUGGGUCGAGAAGAUCCAGUAAUGUGUCUUUUUUUUUUUUUUUUUUUUUUUUUUUGGCCACUCAUGGGUUGAUUAUUCAUGCCGAG